AUGGCGAUGCAGCUUGAUCUUUCUCAAGCUUCGGUGUUGAAGGAUGAGCAGGGCCGUCCGUUUAUUGUCGUUCGCGAUCAAGGAAGAAAGAAGAGACAACAUGGCACUGAAGCCGUGAAAUCGCACAUUGUGGCCGCUAAGACUGUGGCCAACAUUGUCAAGACUUCUUUGGGUCCUCGCGGAUUAGACAAGAUCCUUAUUUCCCCCGACGGCGAUAUCACGGUUACCAACGACGGUGCAACCAUUCUCGGCCAGAUGGAAAUUACAAACAACGUUGCAAAGCUUCUUGUCGAGCUCUCCAAGUCACAGGAUGAGGAAAUCGGCGAUGGCACAACCGGUGUGGUGGUGUUGGCCGCUGCCAUGCUGGAGCAAGCUUCAGACUUGAUUGAUAAGGGAAUUCACCCCAUUCGGAUAGCCGACGGCUACGACCAGGCCUGCGAGAUUGCUCUUGCCGAGCUUGACAGAAUCAGUGACGAUAUCCCCUUCAGCAAGGAUGACACUACCAACCUGCUCAAGGUAGCAAAGACCAGUUUGGGCAGCAAGAUUGUCUCCAAGUCUCACGACCAGUUCGCCAAGAUUGCUGUGGACGCUGUGCUCUCUGUUGCUGAUUUCCAGCGUAAAGAUGUUGAUUUCGAGUUGAUUAAGGUUGACGGAAAGGUCGGCGGAGCCCUCGAGGACUCUUUGCUUGUGAAGGGUGUCAUCAUCGACAAGGACUUUUCCCACCCCCAAAUGCCUGAUGAGGUUCUAGACGCCAAACUCGCUAUUUUGACUUGCCCCUUCGAGCCCCCGAAGCCAAAAACCAAGCACAAGCUUGAUAUUACCUCUGUUGAAGAGUUCAAGAAACUUCAGGAGUAUGAACACGAGAAGUUCAAGGAGAUGAUUGAGCAGCUCAAGAGCUCCGGUGCAAACCUUGUUAUUUGUCAAUGGGGUUUCGAUGACGAGGCCAACCACAUGCUCCUUCAGAACAAGCUUCCUGCCGUCCGAUGGGUGGGUGGUCCCGAAAUUGAACUCAUUGCGAUCGCUACAAAUGGUCGCAUUGUGCCUCGGUUCGAGGAUCUUACCGCGCAGAAACUGGGUACCGCUGGACGUGUUCGUGAGAUGACCUUCGGUACCACAAGAGAGAAGAUGUUGGUUAUCGAGGAGUGUGCAAACAGCCGAGCUGUCACUGUUUUCAUUCGUGGUAGUAACAAGAUGAUUAUCGAUGAGGCUAAGCGAUCACUACACGAUGCUCUGUGUGUGGUGCGCAACUUGGUUCGUGACAAUCGUGUCGUGUACGGUGGCGGUGCUGCGGAGAUUGCUUGCUCAAUUGCUGUUGAGGAUGCCGCUGUUAAGAGCCCGGGUAUUGAGCAAUACGCUAUGCGUGCUUUCGCCGAUGCUCUGGAUGCCGUUCCCCUGGCCCUGUCUGAAAACUCUGGUCUGAGCCCCAUUGAGACUCUUGCCUCCGUCAAAUCUCGCCAGGUCAAGGAGCAGAACACUCGCCUCGGUGUUGACUGCAUGCAGACCGGUACCAAUGAUAUGAGGGAGCACUUCGCCAUUGACCCCUUGAUCGGUAAGCGCCAGCAACUUCUGCUUGCUACUCAGCUUUGCCGCAUGGUUCUCAAGAUCAACAAUGUUAUCAUCUCCGGCGAUGAUGACGCUGAAUUUUAG
Molecule: messenger RNA, 1647 nt
Organism: Penicillium angulare
Lineage: Eukaryota; Fungi; Ascomycota; Eurotiomycetes; Eurotiales; Aspergillaceae
Product: chaperonin-containing T-complex subunit CCT5
Exons: 11
Coding region: 1-1647 (548 amino acids)
Biological process (GO): protein folding
Cellular component (GO): chaperonin-containing T-complex
Molecular function (GO): ATP binding; ATP hydrolysis activity; ATP-dependent protein folding chaperone
Source: RefSeq, a predicted model, not a curated record